Molecule: messenger RNA, 2238 nt
Organism: Zingiber officinale
Lineage: Eukaryota; Viridiplantae; Streptophyta; Magnoliopsida; Zingiberales; Zingiberaceae
Exons: 3
Coding region: 50-418 (122 amino acids)
Source: RefSeq, a predicted model, not a curated record
UUUCGUCCAUUUCGUCUAAGCUUCUUCUUCUGUAGUGCUUCUCUGCUCGAUGGAAGAGCAACACACUGUACACACACAACGCCGGAUCUACGGCGACGUCGUUACCGGCGGCGCGACCUCACGCUCGCGGACUCCUCAUGGCGUACGGAAUCACCCUCUGGUUCUUCUUUACGAUUCGCCGCAGGGGUCGACGCAGACGCAUCCGCAUCCGCACUUGGCGGAUUUAUGGUUCGGUUCCCUGUCUCCGACACCCAACCCUAAUCACCAGCCUCCGAGCCCUCUCGAUCUCGGCGAAUGGAACUACCUGAGGUUACCUUUUUGGGAUCGGACAACCAUGGCAUCUGUCUCCACUUCAUUCUUCAUCUCAAGUGCUUCAAUGACCAUUCAGCCUUGCAGAAUUUCGCCAUCAAUUCUUUGAACAAAUGCAUGAGGCAAGUGCAAGGUCUUGUUUGCCUCUACCUGUCAUACGAUCCAAGACUGAACACACUACUUUCUUUAACUUUCCCAUUUGUUGUUGAUCAAUCCCAGUACAGUGGAUCCAUUACUUUAAACGCAAGGUGUCUAGUGUUUUAUAGCUCCGAAUUUUCUUCUGUUGCUCUUUGCAAACGCCAGAAGCUUUGCCGUGAACUCACAAAAGACCAACUUGAGCUGCAUCUGUAGGUCUGCAUCUGGAGAACUAUUGGAUUUGCGUCGUCGGUUUUCCAUGAUGCAAUCGCGUUCCUGAACAAUUUUCUUUUCUCGGUGAGUUCUACUCUGAAACUCAAUGCCAUUCAUGGAACAAAAUUGAUAGAGACUAGAAUAAUUGUUCCCCUAGAAUAUAAUUGAUAGGGAAUUGGAUAAGAAUUCCUAAGUUUAGUUUAUGGAAUGGAUUAAAUAGAUUGUUUUCCUUUUCUUCGUUUGAUUUAUAGGAAUGUUAUAAGUAAUUGUAGACAGCUGACCCAACCCACUCAAUGUGGUCUUCGACGUGCUCAACGAUGUUACUCAUUCAAUAAUAGAGUAAGAAUAGUUAUUCCUUGGAGAAUAAAAUGAAGUAAGAAUAGACAUUCAUAGAUCGUUUUUUCUGUGUUCCUUAGUAAUGUUCUGUUCUGUUCUUGAUGAGUUCUACUCUCUAACACUCAAUGCUAUUCAUGGAACAAGAUUGAUAGAGAAUAGAAUAUUUGUUCCCCUAGAACAGAAUUGAUAGAGAAUUGAGUAAAAAUUCGAAAGUUUAGUUUAUGGAAUGAAUUAAAUACAUUGUUUUCCUUUUCUUUUUUUGAUUUUUAGGAAUGUUGGAAGUAAUAGAUAAGGAAUAAAUAUUCAUAACAAAACAAAGAUUUCUGCAAGUAGUUGGGUAAGCAGGCUAACCCAACCCACUCAGUGGUCGGCUCACUCGAUAUGCCCAACAUCGUUGCUCAUUCAUGAAUAGAGUAAGAAUAGUUAUUCUAUGGAGAAUAAAAUAAAGUAUGAAUGGACAUUGCUCGAUCAUGUUUUCUUUAUGAUCUUUACUCGGUGUCAUGUAAUGUUAUUUAUGUGAUAAAAAUAGUAUGGUUAGUCCUCGAUAGGAAAAAUAGUUGUAGAUAAGGAAUAAAUCUUCACAAUGAAAUAAGGUUUCUUCAAGUAGUAGACAAUGAUCAUCUUUUUUUAGUGAAUUUGAUAAGGAAUAUAAUGAAAAUUCGUAAAUUUUGUUCAUGGAAUCAAAUAAAUGAAUCUUUUUUGUUUGUAUUUAUGAUACAUAAGAGUGUUGCAUAUAUCUUCACAGUGAAAGAAGAAUUCCUUCUAGUAGUAGACAAUGAUUCACUAGGUCACAAGGCCUAGUUGGCUCGCUCGACAUGCUCAACCAAAAAUGUCUACUUCAUCAAAAUUCAGACAUGUGAUUAUUUAUUUGAACCGAACUCAAUCUUGUUUUCUCCUGAGGUCAUUUCGUUUACUCUUGCAGCUUCUCAGAUCAUUCAAGUUGUAAGUUCACUCCAAGGCUAACAAACAAGUUCACUUCAGCAGCAGAAACCAAAAUUCAAGUGAUAAUCACUAAUCUUCAUUUUUUUGUGGUGUAAUUCUUUUCAAGAUAAUUUUUUUUUAUGUUCCAAAUGAUUUAAGAUAGAGAUCUUAAACCCUAAUUUUUGUAAAUGGUACUUGUUGACCAUCCCAAAGCAAAACCUUGUAUUUUACACAUCAGUGAACUUGCUACUUCUGUUCUUUACAUGGUAUUUCUAUCUGAUUUCUACAAUCUGUAUGAUGAAUGUAAUUAUGAAGUUGAUACUA